Acaulospora colombiana is the source of this 200-nucleotide messenger RNA. The record is from the annotation of a GenBank genome assembly. Lineage: Eukaryota; Fungi; Glomeromycota; Glomeromycetes; Diversisporales; Acaulosporaceae.
GUCGAGUAUUGGUUCGAGGUUGGAUUUGCGAAACCCUCGAUCCUUACACGACAGAGAACUAUGCUAUACCAUCCACCCGUUGUACAUUCCUCUCUGCUGUGGACUUUGCCGGAGCCGUACCAGCUGCCUACAACUCCGUUCUAAACGCCCUGAAGAGGGGCCGCAGGAAGGCUGGAGUUUUCAACGAAGAGACCAGAAUC